Exophiala xenobiotica is the source of this 1653-nucleotide messenger RNA. RefSeq lists its product as uncharacterized. Lineage: Eukaryota; Fungi; Ascomycota; Eurotiomycetes; Chaetothyriales; Herpotrichiellaceae. The transcript has 3 exons. The record is from RefSeq and is a predicted model, not a curated record. The coding region runs from base 1 to 1653 and encodes 550 amino acids.
AUGGCUGAUCAACGCAAAGACAAGCGAAUAAGCAUCUACAGAGUCGCUAAUCUGUGCGUUGUAUUGAUCCUGUCAUCCAGUAUCCUGUGCAUUGCCCGGCUUUUACUGGUGAAAGGAGCCGUUAGCUCGACGAUUGCUCCUGGAAUAUACAUCUCGGUUGGCUUGUCGAUCCCCACCAUCAUUGCAGCGAGCAUUCGAUGCUACCUUAUCUUCCGCCGGCGACAGCAUCUCCAAACCAUAUCACCUUCUCCCGCUCUCCCGCGGCUAGAUUCGGCUUGUGCCACCAUUGUUCAGUGUUUGAUACUCUUAUGGAUGCUGUUGGCGGGUUGCGUUCUGCUUCCAGUGGCAUUCAGAGCGCCCAUCUGCCUAUCCGAACCCUUACAACAAUGGAAGAAUGACCUUGCGGGAAACAAUUGGAGAUAUGGUCUUUCAUGCAGCCUGCACAGAACCAUCGUUGCAUUAUCAAUAUUAACAGCCCUGUCGAUGUGUGUGGUCUCGUUCUUCGACAGAUUCGACCGACAGCAGAACCAUCGAGGCUCGACUUUCCUCUGUGGUUACCGACAAGGAUCGCCGAAAGAGUCCAGAUAUAAAGACCGCGCUGGCGCCUCAUUAUCUAGCAGCCGGUCGGCCUACGAGUUCGACAAGGACGACCGUCUUUUCCUCGUCCCGGAAAGGCGCCCUUCCCGGUUCGAACGUGAACAAUGGUUACAGCGGAGGAAUAGUCUGUCCUCGCAAAGGGCCAUCUACCCUCACAAGUACCACUAUUACGACCCGCGGUCAAGAUACAUCGCACACAGCCACGCACACAGCAGUCGGUACUCGAGCACGCUGCGUUCUGUCUCGGAAGGAGCAUGUUUAGAUCUGAGUGACCGGAGCUCAUCACUUACCUCGUCUCAAUCGUCAGGCUCGCUGGCCAGAUUGUCCCGACCGUCUACAAUGGCGUCUGCGAGGUAUCGUUCCAGCAGCAAUCCUGAGAAGCCAGGGCCAACCCACAACGGUUCGUCCACACCUACUGUUCCCAGUAUUUCCCCGCUUCCAGCAGUUCCACCUCCCACAUGGUGUCCUUCGUUGCAGCAUACUCCGCUGAGCGCCGAUCCGUUCAUUAGAGCACUCAGCACUGGUGCGGUAUUGCCGCCCUCGAGAUCCACACAGACAUUGCUUGCUCCGUCGCCUCCUCGGGGAAGUAAGGACAGUGUGGCGCAGAAAACAGUGUCUGCUUGUCCAAAGGUGUCCGCCUUCAGGAAGGAGCAGAUGCCGGCGUCUGGUACUCCACCGGUGCAACCAAUGCCAACAAUGCCGCCGCCACCACCACCUUCAACAAUGCAAUCAGCAUCACAGCCUCCGACAACUGCGGUUGCCUCGCCCUCAGCAUCUCUCGGCCCCGCUCCACCCAUACCGACACGUUCACCGGGUCACCAUCUUUUUCCUUCUACGAGGUCCACAUCCACGGGCACACGAUCCAGCCUACGCCGACCGUCGCCAAUUCGCUACAGGCAGCAUCCCUCAACGUACCAGUACCAGUACCAGCGGGCUCGAGCUAGGAAUGCCAAUCCUAGUGUCAGUAUGUACUCCGCCAGUUCAUACGGCACCGAUCGAUCGGUUGGUGGAGCCGGUGCUGGUGCUGGAACUGCCAAAGUCGGCGGAAGGAAGUGA